AGACUGCUAAUGCGUAGUGCCGAGUCCCACAGACAAGAUGCUAUGGGAUUAGCAAAGAAAAAUAGUCCAGUAGAUAUGCGUGUAUCUCCCUGGUCACCCGCUGCAAACAUUUUUUUUUUUAUUCAACCCACUGAGAUGCUGUUUAUUUCCUCUCUGAGCGAUGUUUGGAGACUUUUAAAAGGUGGAGAUAAACCUGAGCUGUCCUGUUAGCGACUCGACGACACAACAGGCUGCUCUCUCUCUCUCUUCACGGAACACGGUGUGCUCCUUGUUUCUGAACAGCCCGGCGGGUCAACGAAGACUUCACCGGCGAUCUUCAGACACUACAGUCGUUUUUUAAUUUUUUUGCGUCUUCUUCCACGCUGGGCUUGGGUUGUGAAAUCCCCCCCACACACACACACCCCUCCCACCCCCCUGACCGUGGGGAUGCAGUGGCAUUAGCUUCCUACUAGCCCACCAGCUAACUCAGCCUUCCUUGUCUAUAAAUAAACAUCCAGCUCCUCUGGAAGCGCCAGCGCAAAGUCCAGGCUUCGCAUUUUCUACUUCACUUUGAUCGGCGUUUGAAUCUCUACAUGGUCGCUACAGUGGAUUUAAGGCGACUUGAAGAGCGAGUCGGACCCCGAGGUUGGGAACCGAGGUGGCUUGAUCUGACACAUCAGACCGGCUGGAGGGCUCCAGGUCCCGAAUCAAACCAAAUCCGACUGUGGCUGAUCGGUGGCCGGAUAUCUUUUCAUCCUAAUGUGCUGUCAACAGUAGUAAUAUAACAAACCUUGGCCCAAGCCCGGGGUUUGCAUAACUUUGUGAAGUUCCGAGACAGACACCUUGUUUCCACUUUGUGAGUCCUGCAGAGACAGCCAGGUAAACAACAACAACAACACCAUGUCGGAGGAUAACAACGCAGACAAGUUCAUCAAGGAGACAUCCAUUCUCGAUGAGUACAACAUAAACUGGACUCAGAAGUUGGGAGCUGGCAUCAGUGGACCUGUCAGAGUUUGUGUGAAGAAGUCAUCUCAGGAACGCCUUGCCCUGAAGAUCCUCAUCGAUCGCCCCAAAGCAAGAAAUGAGGUGCGUCUCCAUAUGAUGUGUGCCGACCAUCCGAACAUCGUGCAGAUCCUUGAGGUUUACGCCAAUAGUGUCCAGUUCCCGCACGAGUCCAGUCCGAGAGCGAGACUCCUUAUCGUAAUGGAGAUGAUGGAGGGCGGUGAGCUGUUCCACAGAAUCAGUCAGCACAGGCACUUUACUGAAAAGAUGGCCAGCCAGGUCACUAAACAGAUCAGUCAAGCCUUGGAACAUUGUCACUCUCUAAAUAUUGCACAUCGUGACCUGAAGCCAGAGAACCUGCUCUUUAAGGAUAACUCUCUGGAUGCACCUGUGAAGUUGUGUGACUUUGGCUUUGCCAAAAUUGAUCAAGGAGACUUGAUGACCCCUCAGUUCACUCCCUACUACGUAGCACCUCAGGUACUUGAGGCUCAAAGAAGACACCAGAAAGAAAAGUCUGGAAUUAUACCUACCUCACCCACUCCUUACACCUAUAACAAGAGCUGUGACUUGUGGUCUCUCGGCGUGAUAAUCUACGUGAUGCUGUGUGGUUAUCCUCCGUUCUACUCCAAACACCACAGUCGCACUAUCCCGAAAGACAUGAGGAAGAAGAUUAUGACGGGCAGCUUUGACUUCCCUGAAGAUGAGUGGAGUCAGAUCUCCGAGAUGGCCAAGGACAUUGUACGCAAGCUGCUGAAAGUAAAACCAGAGGAGAGACUGACUAUUGAAGGAGUCUUGGCUCACCCUUGGCUCAACUGCACUGAAGCCCUUGACAACGUGCUGCCCUCUGCCCAAAUGAUGAUGGACAAGGCGGUAGUUGCAGGUAUCCAGCAGGCUCACGCAGAGCAGUUAGCCAACAUGAGAAUUCAAGAUCUGAACGUCAGCCUGAAGCCCCUGAACUCUGUCAACAAUCCAAUCCUCAGGAAGAGGAAACUACUUGGCCCCAAGCCCAGUGAUGGUUUCUUCAUUCACGACCCAGAGAACGGAGGGGAAGACUCCAAUGUGGCGCUGGAAAAGUUACGAGAUGUCAUUGCACAGUGUAUUCUACCACAAGCUGGUGAGAACGAGGACGAGAAGCUGAAUGAGGUGAUGUAUGAAGCGUGGAGGUUCAACAGAGACUGUAAACUGCUAAGAGACGGCCUGCAGGGGCUCAGCUGGGACGGACGAUCGUUCUCAGACAGAGUCGACCGCCUGAAGUUGGCUGAAAUAGUGAAACAGGCCAUCGAAGAGAAGACGAAUCUGGAAGAAUCGCAUUAGCAAACGCUGUCUUUCUAUCCUCUUUUUAUAUUGUUUAUUAUGACCCUUUUUAACCCACAUCUGUAAAGAGGCUUUUUUACGUGAAAAGAUGCGCAAAUGUUUUUUUUUCUUUCUUUUUCAUGAACUCACUUGCAAAUACCUAUUGUACAGCUGUAGAAAUAUUUCAAAGAGGACUUGCUUGUACUCGAUUUUUUUAUUGGACACUUGCAAAGAACAUUGAAGAAAAAAGUAUAUUUUCAUUUUUGCAACCAAAACAAAAGAGAGAGAAAAGAAAAGAAGACGUUAGUUCUAGACGUUAUUUUCCAGGAGGGCGGUUUUAUUAGCUCCUUGUCCUGGACAUCAAGUUUUUUAUCCCAGUAAAUUCAUUUUAUUGUAUUUUCUUUUCUUUCAAACAUCCUCAGAGUUUUAUUUAUUUAAACAAAGACUUUCAUUAUUUUAUACCUUGCUUGUAGCCUGGCAGUGGGCUCAAGAGAAGCUGACUGCAAUGCGAUUUAGUUCUUCCACACAAACUCUGAAUCUCAGACUGACUUUAAAUAAUAUAAAUCUUUGUUUUGUGUAACUUUCCCUUGACCUUUUUGUUUUGUAAAGGUCAAGGAAGAGUGGAAAUGGAGAAAAGAAAGUGUCCUGAAAUAGACUAAUUAAACAGCAGAUUCUUUCUGUUAUGAACUCCUUUUUUAAAGAGGCUUCAUAAAUAAGACUGAAAAGGCGUUAAACAAUG
Labrus bergylta (ballan wrasse) is the source of this 3013-nucleotide messenger RNA. RefSeq names its product MAPK activated protein kinase 5 (gene mapkapk5). Gene Ontology annotation, cellular component: cytoplasm; nucleus. The record is from RefSeq and is a predicted model, not a curated record. Gene Ontology annotation, biological process: Ras protein signal transduction; peptidyl-serine phosphorylation; negative regulation of TOR signaling. Gene Ontology annotation, molecular function: mitogen-activated protein kinase binding; calcium/calmodulin-dependent protein kinase activity; calcium-dependent protein serine/threonine kinase activity. NCBI's taxonomy places the organism in Eukaryota, Metazoa, Chordata, Actinopteri, Labriformes, Labridae.